Molecule: messenger RNA, 5175 nt
Organism: Chlamydomonas reinhardtii
Lineage: Eukaryota; Viridiplantae; Chlorophyta; Chlorophyceae; Chlamydomonadales; Chlamydomonadaceae
Exons: 7
Coding region: 315-2333 (672 amino acids)
Source: RefSeq, a predicted model, not a curated record
UUUAUAGAGCCAAACUCUAUUCGUUUGUCAUCAACAAUGCAUCCAACGCCGUUCCAGAAGGGCCUGCCGCUGCCGCUGCCGCCCCUCCUGCACCUGUGGUCGUUCAUGUUCACCACGUUGCCCUUGCUAUCGGCAAACUCAAUGGAGCCACCGCCAGACGUGUGGAAGCUGUCUCUGCCAGCAUAGUAGUAGGACUCGGACAUGGCUCUGCCCUGUGCAAGGAUCUUGUCGCUUUGGUAAUAACACACAACUAAUUAAUACAGUACAUAAACUGAGCAUGCUGGUGCUGUUGAACCGGCUUUUCACUGGUGUGCAUGGUGUCCGGUAAGAUUUGGCAAAUCGCGGCCUGCAAAUGUCCGAAGCCCGCUGCAUUGCCGGAGGAUCUGCUCCCGGCCGACGCCACCUCCACCUCCAGCACGGGCAAAAUCUCCUCCGCCGCCGUGUGCUGCGGCCUGCUGGCGCACUGCAGCGCUGCCCAGCUGCACGCCAUCCUGUGCGGGCUAGUGCAAGCCGUGGCAUCCAGCAGCGUCAAGGGCAACAAUCGGAAGCUGCUGCUGGGCUCCAAGCUGCGCAAGCUGCUGGAGGGCGUGGGCGUGGCGCCGGCCAACGGCAAAGCCUACACCGCCGCCGACGUGGCGGCACUCUCCGGCCCCAAGCUGGAGCGGCUGCGGGCCACGCUGAAGUCGCAGCCGGGACUGCUGCUGUGGUUCCUGCUGUUUACCGCGCCCGCUGAGCUGCAGGCGCUGCAGGCGGCGCUGCUGCCGGGCGGCGCGGGCGACAGGAGCUUCGAGGAGUGGCGCGCCGCGAUUGACGCUGUGGCCGGCAGCGGCCACGAGCAGCUGGCGGCGGCGCAGGAAGUGAGGGGCUGCCAGUCGGCGUGCGUUGAGGGCAGUACGGCCGGCAACACCGCCACCACCGCCACCAUCACCACCACCAACAACAACCCCGCCAGUCAUGGUGGCGUCUACACGGCGCUCACGGGCACCGAGGUUACCGGCAAGGCGGCGGCCAACAAGGAUCUGUCCCGCACCCGCACCACCAGCCACAGGAACCGGUGCGUGUCCGAGAGUGGCAGCACGCGCAACAAGAGCAGGAGUAGCAGCAGCAGGAGCAGCAGUACUCACAGCGUGGAGUACGCGGAGCCGAAGGCGGGCUGCUCCCAGCCCGCCGCCACCGUCCCGGGCUGCGUGCCUGAGAUCAUCAGCGCAGCUAUACCGCCGCUGGCUCCGCUAGCUCUGCACAUCCGGCGCGCCAUAGUGAAGGAGCUGCUGGAGGCCAGGCCGCCGGGCUGGAACACCUUUCUGUACUCCUGGCUGCAGGCGGCGGGGCUGUCCGAGUUCCUGCCGGCCAAUGGCACCUGCCGCAUGUACAUGGCAGACAGGAAGCAGCUCGUGCUCCGCGUGGGCGCGAUGCGCGAGGAGCAGGUGGACGCGUUCCUGACGUGCAUGUGCAAGGCGCACGGGCACAGCACGUGGCUCGCGCGCUACCUGCACAUGCUGGGGCCGGAGGUUUCGCAGCUGCUGUCCCAGGGUCGGUACAGCGACGAACUGCUGGCCGCGCUGCGGGCCGCCGGGCAGAAAACGCUGGCCGAUGCAGUCAUGGAGCACUUCUGGGGGCGGGACCCGGAUCCGGAGGACAGUGAGGCCGGCGAGAUGGAUGUCAAGCCGUGGGCGGAGCGCCUGGGACUGCUGAGGUUUGACAUGCUCGCGGAGCAGCUGAGGCUGCCGCCCAACGCCGACGGCUCCGUGAAGAACUUCAGCAACGGGCUGGUCUUCAAGGUCGACCCGCUAGAGGUGUGGAGCAAGUACACUGACGGAGAGCCGUCAGCAGGCGCGCUGAGUGGCAUGCGUGCCACCGACAAGGAGGCCCGCGACAAGCAGGUCAAGCAGCUUCGCGGCGUCCCGUUGCUGUACCUGUGGCGGAUAGGCGGCCGGGUGGUGUACGUGGGCAUGUCUGGGGGCUGGGUGAAGGGCAGUCGGAUAGCACGCUAUUUGGCAGAGGGCCCGGGAUUCAGCGAGUCGUCGAAGAUGCUGCCGUGGCUGACAGCCAUUGAUGAGGGCAAGGAGAUCGAGCUCCGGGUCAUCACGCUGGAGGGAUUGAAGGCAUUGGAGGGUAUGUCGGAGGGCAUGUCCGAGGAGGAGGUGCAGAAAAAGGUGCAGAAGAAGGUGAAGGAGCUCGAGAAGCACUUCCUGUGCCAUGUGGACUGCCCGUGCAACAAAGUUAACAACGGGUCUUACCGGGUUGAGACGCCCCGCCAGGGCCUCCUGGACAAACUCAAGGAGAAGUACAAGAUAAAAGUACGGCAACAAAGCGCAGGCCGGCAACCCCGCUGAGCAUCAGUCCAAGGAACAGCCCGAGUAGCCUGCUGAGGUCUCGCUUCAGAUGCGACAAUCCAAUUGCGGCGGGUCGCCAUUGCACCACGGGCCGUUGCGGUGGCGUGAGCGGGCUGCAUGUGGCACAAGCCGGGGCUUUCAGGCAGGUCAGAUAGAAUCAUGCACCCGCGGCAUGCGGUCAGCGCACAAGCGGAGCUGCGGCCAGUUUGCAUGCAGGGGCGCUGCCGCACAGGGCCAGGCGCGUGUACGGUUGCUGCAGUUGUGUGCUUUUGCGCAGCUCAUCACGUAGAUUAGGUGCGUGUGUGCAUUUGCGGGCUGAACGCGGUUGGAACGAUGUGCGGGGUAGUGCAUGAUUGCUGUGGACAGUUGCAUCUUACGUUUCUUUUAUUUCUUUGUACAACUGUGGGCCUACCUCUUACCGAGAUUGAGCGAAACGGGAUGCGUAGGAUGUGCGUGGCAAGCUGAUGGCGGGUGGCGGGUGUGCAACCAGUAUGUGCGGGCAAGGAGAGCGUGCUGCCCUUCACAUGGAUGUUCUCCUGGUGCCAAGUUGUGUAUCGUCUAUUGUGGGCCAUUGCCGUGUGGAGGCGCUUAUCCCUAGUUAAAUGUUGUCUACCUGCUCAGCUCCCACAUUGGGUUAGGACUGAUAUGCACCAGCAGCACUCAUUGAUCGAACAGCAUGUAGAUUCAUGCCCAAUAGGUUGCCGGCGUAAUUGAUUGCAGGCUGGCAUGCGUGUGUUGUACCGGUAACUUGUAAGGCACAGACCGGCUGCAUGCAUAGCGGGCAGGUUUAGCAUGGCACGAAGACGCAUCCCGUUUGGUGUAGCCUUUGCUCACUGUGUUGAGGGGUUAGUGCGUCUGGUCGAAGCGUGCCGAUCCCGAUUGAGGAUGAGGCAAGCGCAGGCUUGGGCAGACGUACCGUAUCCGCCUUUAGAGAGAGUCUAAUGAAGGCGUGGAAGCAUGAGCGGCUGCAGUCUGAGCCAAGCACUUUCCCAUCAGACAACAAGCAACCAGGCGUGCAGAUGAGCAAGUACAAGCAUUGGAUGGGGCUGUGUGCGGAAGGCGCGGCACCACUGACCAUGCAAGGGCACAGUAGAGCAUUUUAUACCAGUUGCGCACCACAAGGCCUUGAUGAGGUUCCGCCUAUGCUGCUGGCCGCUUUCUGCCAACCGCGCCUAUGGACGACCUAGGGAGGAGAGGAUUUGCCCGUUAUGUGUUGCAAAUGAAGUCGAAGAUGAGGAUCAUGUGCUCAUGCGGUGUACGGCCUACGACCAGUUGCGUUCGGGUAGCGAGAUUGAUUGUACAGGCGGGAUGCAGGCCGUUAUGCAGAAUACGGACCCAGCCAGGUUAGCCGCAUUACUAGAUUCCGUUUGGGAGCACAGGAGCAGAAGCACCCCCAUUCGGGGGCCAAACCCUACCGCUACGCAGUACCCCGGCUUGCCCCCUCGGCCCAUCCCCUCUGUCCCAUUGCGCACCAUUGCAAGGCCAAGUAUGAAGGGAACUUAGCCCCUGAGCCGAGCUAUCGGCUAUGGGUUCAUUCCCAACGUCCAGUUCAGCGCGCAGUUGUGCGAACGGGGUGGGAUGGGGGUGCGGGGGGAGGGAUGCCCGGACUGUGCGGGGAGGCGCCGGUAGGCGCCGGUGAACACAAGCGCGUUGGUGAGCCAAAGGCGAGAGAGCGCGGGCGGGGGGGUGGGGUGGGGGGCCCCGAGAUGUUGCACAUGAUUUUGCACCACGAUAGUAUGCACCGUACCAAAAACUGUGUUGCAGGCGUUAUAAGGGCCCCCCGGCCCGGCCCGGGCCUCGGUUUCUACAAGGACAGGAACGCACAUCGUGCUCAUCACCUUGUAACCACACACAACAGGAAGCGUGGUGCGCAUGGGCGAAGGUCGCCAGCCAGUCUAGGGCCGGGCAGGGCGAGCGCAUGCUCAGUAGUAAGCGUAAGAACACAUUGGUUGUGUGGCCUUAACUAAAUGUACUACCCUGCACUACUUGCAAGCGGCAUUGCAUAGCCUGUGUCAAUAGGUUAUAGGUAGGCCCGUGGGCAGAGCUUGGGUUUGCUGGUGGGGGUGUGGCCGUGUGGAGCUGUGUUCUUGUAACCAAUAACAAUCUUGUAACCAACAACAACAGUGUUCUUGUAGAGAGCCAGCCGUGUAGGGCCGUGAUAGGUUGUCACUGGUGGUCGACAUUGCAAUGCCAUUUGCAAUCCAUGGAUAUGGCAAAUCGACUGUCACGGUAUGUGGCAAUGCGCGAUAAGUGCAGCGUAAGACUGCAAACAAGCUGCCUUAGAUUGCGAGCAGCCUGAAUCCUAACCAAAUGUGGACCCGCAAUUGUACAAAACUAGAUUCUGGGAGUCUGGGACUCAGUGGCCACACGGGGAUUUGGUGCGCCCUAGGACUGUGCUGGUUCAUGCAACAUGAGGCCCCUGAGCAACCUUACGCCAUAACCCUCACGGCGCAUGUCACUGUGCAGGACAGUUCAGGGUUGGUGUGCCGCAGAUUGCAGUGUGUGAAACAGCAGUGCAGGCCUAGUGCGCGGCGGCGCCACUUCUGCUGCAUUACCACACUGUGAUGCCAUAAAAAGCAGACUGAAAUACUGCGACACAAAGGCUACAGGAAAGGCGGGUUUGUGAAUGGAGUUGGCAGUGUCUGGCAGGCAGUGCCAGCGCACAUGACAGGGGACCGCAGGCCCACGUUGCACCAGCAACGGCAAUAGCGUCGCAUUGUGGCCUUGAGAUGUAGGCGGCGGCGACAGGCGGCGACGAUUGCGCAUGGCAGUGAUGGCCCCGGCAGCUUCUCCGAUUCACGCUGUGUUACAGCUUGCAAGCCGUAGGAAUUCGGACAAAACC